Messenger RNA from Pieris napi, 2412 nucleotides. RefSeq names its product octopamine receptor (gene Oct-TyrR). Gene Ontology annotation, molecular function: octopamine receptor activity. The coding region runs from base 473 to 1909 and encodes 478 amino acids. Gene Ontology annotation, cellular component: membrane. NCBI's taxonomy places the organism in Eukaryota, Metazoa, Arthropoda, Insecta, Lepidoptera, Pieridae. The transcript has 2 exons. The record is from RefSeq and is a predicted model, not a curated record. Gene Ontology annotation, biological process: adenylate cyclase-activating adrenergic receptor signaling pathway.
GCGGGCCGCCACGGACUAUAAACUUUUGAAGUUCGCUUUUUCGUUUGAAUGAGAACUCUUUAAUAGAAAGUUUUAAUGUUUAAAUUUAAUUAAAUAUUCUCCUUUAAAUAUUUCUAAGGAACUCUUAAUAACGAAAACUCCUAUUACAAGUUCAUUAAUUCUCUUGUUGUGUGAAUAUUAAGAUGGGGCGCAUAAUUCAAACAGUGGAAAUAAAACUGGUCUGACCUCUAAAGAAUAUGAGACAUCAGAAAAGUGUUCAGCGAAGUAAUUUCAACUCCGAUAAGAAAACGCUGAGAAUAAAACGACAUCAACAAUUAUCUUGGAUUAUAUCGGCUGUAAAGAAAAUGGAAUUCACAAUUCGGUUACCUCACGAUGUACUAGGAAAAAACUCGGGCACAAACGCUAAUUAUACGAAAAUAUUUUUAGACAAUAUCAAUAUUGCUACGUGAAAUGGAGUAGGAGAAUUAACAAAAUGGGUCUGACGAACACGCACGUUUUUAAUAAUUACACUUUAUCAAAUACCACCCAGGCCAACGAUAUAAUUGAGUUAGAUAAUGAUGACUGUGCGGUCGCUGAUGACCCUAAAUAUCCCAGUAGCUUGGGAAUAACACUGGCUGUUCCAGAAUGGGAAGCUAUUUGCACGGCCAUUGUAUUAACACUCAUUAUUAUUUCUACCAUAGUAGGAAACAUUCUCGUAAUUUUAAGCGUGUUCACCUAUAAGCCACUCCGAAUAGUUCAGAAUUUCUUCAUUGUAUCGCUGGCCGUAGCUGAUUUAACGGUAGCAAUUUUAGUCCUACCACUUAAUGUCGCUUACUCGAUUCUAGGACAAUGGGUGUUUGGAAUUUAUGUGUGCAAAAUGUGGUUGACCUGCGACAUAAUGUGCUGCACGUCAUCGAUUUUGAACCUUUGUGCGAUCGCUUUGGACAGAUAUUGGGCAAUUACUGACCCUAUAAAUUACGCCCAAAAGAGAACGUUAGAACGAGUGCUCCUAAUGAUCGGAGUCGUGUGGAUCUUGUCCCUCAUCAUUAGCUCUCCACCGUUAUUAGGAUGGAACGAUUGGCCCGAAGUGUUCGAGCCUGACACGCCCUGUCGUUUAACAUCACAACCUGGUUUUGUAAUAUUUUCAUCUUCCGGGUCCUUCUACAUUCCUUUGGUAAUAAUGACGGUUGUGUAUUUUGAAAUUUAUUUAGCCACGAAAAAGAGACUCAGAGACCGAGCUAAAGCUACUAAGAUAAGCACCAUAUCUACCGGCAAAAACAAGUUUGCAGCUAAGGACAGUGACCCUCAUGAUCAGGACUCGGUGAGUUCAGAGGCUAACCAUAAUGAACAUCAGGGCGUAACGCGGCUCGUAUCUGAUAAUGAAAAAAAGAAAAAGCCGAGAAAGUCAACACCUAAAAAGAAACCGAAACCGAGGUAUUGGAGUAAAGAUGACAAGUCACAAAAUAAAUUAAUCGUACCGAUUCUGUCCAACGAAAACUCUGUGAGUGACAUGAUUGAUAAUCCAGAAAAUCGCCACACGUCGUCAGAGAGCAACUCUAAAGAGACACACGAUGAAGACUUGGAAGUCAUGCAAUCUGGUUCCACUAAGUCCCAGAAACGUAUACGACCUAAUCAACAAAACACUGUAUAUCAGUUCAUUGAAGAGAAGCAACGUAUCUCAUUAACGCGAGAGCGUCGUGCUGCCAGAACGCUUGGUAUUAUAAUGGGCGUUUUCGUUGUUUGUUGGCUUCCAUUCUUCGUCUUAUAUCUUGUGAUACCGUUUUGUUCGAGCUGUUGUUUAUCAAACAAGUUCACGAACUUUGUAACUUGGCUCGGAUAUGUAAAUUCAGCGCUAAACCCUCUUAUAUAUACGAUAUUUAAUAUGGACUUUAGACGGGCGUUUAAAAAAUUGCUUUGUAUUAAGUCGUAAGCUGUGCCAAUGUAAUGUAAAUAAUUCUUUACUUGCUCAAAAUAAGAGUUUUCAACUGUAGGUGGUUAAAUGUUUACUAGACGGUUACUAUGUAAAUUCUAACAAAAAUAUUACAUUGUAGACAUUCAAUUUUCUCUAUAUUUAUGUAUGUAUGUUAUAUACAUUGUAUAAUCUUAUGUUAGGUAUAUAUUAGUCAUGCAUAGAAUGCAACUUAGAUGAUUGUAACAUUAAUUCCUUUCACAUAAGAAUAUCAACGAUUAAAAUAUAAGAUAAAUAUUAAAUGUAAAUAUCAUUAUUUAACUGUACAUAUCUUGACUUAUGUAUGAGUAAUUACGUAGUAUACGUCUAUCUAGUCAAAGUUAUGUCACUUAGAUACUUUUAAAGUUUGUAAAGACGUUAAGUUCCAAACAUGAUGUUUUAGGUAUAUUUUUAUGUAUAUCCCUUUGAAAUAAUGUGAGCCCUUAUUUAAAAGGGAUAUUAAAGUUAUAAAGUUUAUGUUUGUU